GGGUUUUCCACGUUGGAUCAAGUGCGGCGUACAGAGCAAGCUGCAUUAAGAUCACCGGCAGCUCAGGAGAAGCGACACGCACUGGGAAACACUGCUUCUGCCUUCUGCGAGACAUUUUUACCGCGCGGAUCUUACUUGUCUGCCGAGGGAGAUCUGUGUAUUUUUCUAGACCUUCUCCCUUUUCCACCCUCCCCUCUCUUGUCCACACACUCACACGGAGACGCACACACAUCCCUCUGAUUGUUCCUACCACCUCCUUGGUGAGUUACCGACAACGACAGCCAUUCAAUCAGCUGCUACUGCUGCUGGAGAGACUCGCGGACUGUGUGUGUGCCUGCCUGCCUGCCUGUUCAGGGAAGAAAAGAUUCAGAUGUAGCUUUUCUGGUGUUUUUUUCGGUUUGAUCCGAGGAACCAGAGAGAGACACUGAGGCGGCGGAGGACCGAGUCUCUGCCAUUGGGGCUGCCGUGCUGGAAAGGAAAACUCUCGCCCAUUGGGGUGAGAGGACGAUAUAUACACACACACACAUACCCACAAUUUUCGGCCGGAUGAAAAUGUUGAAUCCUGCCAACGGAGAGCAGCUUCAUUUAGCGAACUAUGUGGAGGAUUACCUGGACUCGAUCGAAUCCCUGCCUUUCGAUCUGCAGAGAAAUGUCUCCCUGAUGAGGGAAAUUGACGCCAAAUACCAAGAGAUCUUAAAAGAACUCGAUGAUUAUUACGAAAAAUUCAAACGGGAAACAGAUGCAGUACAAAAGAGAAGAUUAUUGCAUUGUAUACAGAGAGCACUGAUUCGGAGUCAAGAACUGGGAGAUGAAAAGAUCCAAAUUGUCAGUCAAAUGGUAGAACUCGUCGAGAACAGAACUAGACAAGUUGAUAGUCAUGUAGAAUUAUUUGAAACCUGCCAAGAGACUAAUGAUAUUACUGGAAAUAACGGUAAGACUAACCAAGACAAAUCAAAGAAUGAAACACUGACUCAGGCAGAAAAGCCCAACAAUAAGCGAUCCAGGAGGCAAAGAAAUAAUGAAAAUCGUGAGAAUUCUUCUAAUAAUCACGAUCAUGAUGACAUCACUUCAGGAACACCAAAGGAGAAGAAAGCAAAAACUUCCAAGAAAAAGAAGAGAUCUAAGACCAAAGCAGAGAGGGAAGCUUCCCCUGCAGACCUGCCCAUUGAUCCCAAUGAACCAACCUAUUGUUUGUGUAACCAGGUCUCCUAUGGAGAAAUGAUAGGCUGUGACAAUGAUGAAUGCCCAAUUGAAUGGUUUCACUUCUCAUGUGUGGGACUCAAUCAUAAACCCAAGGGCAAGUGGUACUGUCCCAAAUGUAGAGGAGAAAAUGAGAAAACGAUGGACAAAGCCCUAGAGAAAUCUAAAAAAGAAAGAGCUUACAACAGGUAGUCUCUAGUUUAAAAGCAAAUAAAGCCCUGAGAACUGAUAUUUAUUUCCUGCCUCACCUUUUUGUUGAGAUUGCAGGAUUGUAAAAUGUAUAUUUUUAAAGGCGGUUAUACAUCAAACCAUUCUUGUCAUAGGAAUGGCAAUAGGAAAAAUGUUUGAGUUUUUUCCUUUGAUACAGUUGUUAGCAAAAAAAAUGAACUGUUGGUUAAGACAUAGAGCAAAAUAAUGUUAACAUGUAAUGUUCAGAUUCAUCUUAUAAGAAACAUAUUUUCACAAAUUGGUAAGACUUCACCUGUGAAAAUGUAGAUGGAAACUUGAAUAACAUUUUUCAUUCUUCCUUGUAGAAGAAUGUGGUCUUGUUUUUCCAGAAAAAGUAUUCUGUAGUUUGAAUAAAGCAGCAUUAUCUUGCAAGUUUAACUAAAAUACAACCAAAUGUAGAGCUUAGGUGCUUAAACCAUCUUAUUUUAGUUAGGUUUAAGCACACUUAACUCUGAAUUGGUUUUAUGGCUUGGAAGUAUAUGUUCUUUCUCUCAGUUAAAAAUAAUUCCAAAACUAUGAGUUAUCACCAUACAUCCUAUUAAAACAUCUUACUGGGAAUUAAAGACCAUUACUUUCAGCGGGUUUUGGUUUCUAAGAGAGAUGUUUAUAUCAAGGUGAACUUUUCUGAUGGUGAUUGAUGCAAUAGCAAAGGAAAAGAAGUUACAGCAUGGCUCCUGUUAAAUGUGUCACUCUUAAUAGCUCUCUAUGACAACAUGUUACAAGCUUAUUUUUAAAAAUGCAGAAGGUUAAAUUUUACACAACAUAUUUUAUAUACUGGCCAACUACCACAAAGGCCUUUUAAAAAUGAUUUAGUAUAUUUUGUAUUUAACCAGAAUAUGGUUUAGUAGUGAAACUUAACAUAAAUCAAGGCUUUAUACUGUCACAGAAUAAUAGUGUAGCAGUCUUUUCUUUGUAUAAGUUGUACAAAUGUACAUUUUCAAGUGGAAUUGCACUUAACUGUAUUAUAAUUGGAAAUGCAUCUACAUACCAUGGUGUAGUCAAUAUGCAUUUCCUUCUGUAUGUAUGAAAGUUGUACAGUUGUGAUAUUAAGGAAUAAAUUAAACAAA
Molecule: messenger RNA, 2495 nt
Organism: Protobothrops mucrosquamatus (brown spotted pit viper)
Lineage: Eukaryota; Metazoa; Chordata; Lepidosauria; Squamata; Viperidae
Gene: ING1
Product: inhibitor of growth family member 1
Exons: 2
Coding region: 547-1392 (281 amino acids)
Biological process (GO): positive regulation of DNA-templated transcription
Cellular component (GO): nucleus
Source: RefSeq, a predicted model, not a curated record